CUCGCAUCGCUUCAUAUUUCGAUGAGUGGGAGUGCGCCGACAGAAGCGCAGCAGAUUCAGCAGCUACAGGCAGUGCAGGCGGUAGGCGCCAAACGUUGAUUGAACAAAGACAGACAGCUGAUCUUCACGUCCAUGUCUGUCGGAAGCAUGUGUCUGUCGUGUGGUGUGGGUGCGUGUGUGCAGAUUGUCGAGAGCCAGAAGACGAUAGCGAAGCUGACCGGCCACUGCUUCGAAAGAUGCGUCGGCACACCAGGUCAGUCACAGCCAUGAGUGCCUUGGUUAUCGUACUGUGGUGUUCCGUUGCGUUGUCCCCUCUCAUCCUUGACCUGUGUGCAGGCCGGCUCCUAUCUUCAGGACAGCAGACGUGCAUAUGGAACUGCGCACAGAGGUGCGAGUGGAUGAUGGCUUGUCUGCCUGCCUGCCUGUCUGCCUGUCUGUCUGUCUGUCCUCAUGUGCUCUGUUCAUACGCGUGUGUGUGUGUGUGUCAGGUACAUCGAGACGAAUCACUUCAUCAAGCUGCGGACGGCCGAGAUGAUCAAGGCCACGCAGGAGGGGGGCGGGGGAGUGCGAGGGGGGGCAGACGCGCUGUCCGGCACUUGAGGAGAUGACAUACAUGUCUGUCUGUAUGUCUGUCUGUCUGUCUGUAUGUCCCUCCCUGUUCUACCUAUGAGUACUUGUCGGCCUGGUAGGUAGAGUGUGCAUGCGCCGUGUGUUGUACAGCGAGCAAGUGAGCCUUCCUUCCCGUGCUGUCCAACCUGACUGACUGAGCCUGCCUGUUUCUGUCUGUCGCAUUCAUUGUGCGCGCCCUGCGUGUGGACUGGCUACCUGAGACGAUGCAUGUCGGCCAAUCCGCUUGUUAGACUGGAUAACGGACUUACUUGCAGCAUCACGUUCGUACAAACGUGCCAGAGUGGCGUCAGACAUCCAUAAGA
Molecule: messenger RNA, 932 nt
Organism: Vitrella brassicaformis
Lineage: Eukaryota; Vitrellaceae
Source: the annotation of a GenBank genome assembly